CCGUUUGUUUUGACUAAAUGAUGUUGCCUGUGUGAGUUGAUUCACACAAAUCCCCGGUCUAGCGUCGCGACCAAUCGGGCAAUCGCGCUGCGCCGGUGACGCUACGAAGGGCCGUCCAUCCGCGCGCCUGCAUUCAUAAACGGAUGUGAUAAGUGUUGAAUGUACUGUACAGAGACGAAACUUGGACCAUGGCGGAAGAAGACGACACGAAAAUCCGGAUUUUGCAGAGCCUCCGAGGGAAGAUCUGCGAAGCGAAGAAUCUGGGUCCGAGCUCAGGGCCGAACCGUCUCCGUGACCUCUGCACAUUUUGUACCAUCAGUCUGGAUCAGGAGGAAGUGUACCGCACUAAAGUCUACGAGAAAAGCGUCAGUCCGUUCUACGGAGAGGACUUCUACUUCGAGAUUCCCCGCCCGUUUCAAUGCCUGUCCUUCUAUGUGUACGCCAAGAGCAUGUUUCAAAGAGAUCUACCUGUAGGAAAAGUAGCCAUCAGGAAGGAAGAUCUAUAUAAGAACAGCGGGAAAGAGAACUGGUUUCCUUUACAGCCUGUUGAUCCACAUACAGAAGUUCAGGGGAAGGUUCAUUUAGAAAUGAAGUUGAAUGAAUUGAUCACAGAGACGGGAUCUGUUCAGCAGCUUGUGGUUCAGAUAAUUGCAUGUCAAGGUUUGCCAUUAAUAAGCGGGCAGAACUGUGACCCGUACGCCACAGUAACGCUCGUAGGACCCGCCAGGUCUGAUCAGAAAAAAACUAAAGUAAAGAAGAAAACCAGUGACCCUCAGUUUGAAGAGACCUUUCACUUUGAAGUCACAAGGUCAAGCAGUUACAAGGGAAGAUCACAUUUUCAAGUGGAAGAGGAGGACAUGGAGAAAUUAGAGAUCAAGGUUGAGCUAUGGAAUAAUGGUAACUUGGCACAGGACGUGUUUUUAGGAGAGACACGAGUAUCUGUGAAAAUCCUGAGAAUUGACCAUGUGCACAGAGCCUGGUACUUGCUGCAGCCUAAAGGCAACGGUACGAAAUCUAAGCCAGACGAUCUGGGUUCAUUGCGUCUGAAUGUAACGUAUACCGAAGACAAUGUCCUGCCCUCUGAAUGCUACACUUCGCUCCGCAACCUAAUGCUCAAAUCUCCAGAUGUCAAGCCCAUCUCGGCGUCGGCAGCUCAUGUAUUGGGAGAUGUUUGCAGGGACAAUGUGGGGUAUGAAGCCCUGCUUCCUGUGGUCAGACUGCUGCUCCAUCACAACAGAUUGCUGCCCUUCCUCACCGCUGUAGCCGCCCUGGAGCUGGAGAAUACACAAGAGGCCAACACCAUAUUCAGAGGAAAUUCUCUGGCCACCCGCUGCAUAGAUGACAUGAUGAAGAUUGUGGGCCGAAGUUACUUGACUGUCACUCUUAAACCUGUUCUCAAUGAGAUCUUUGAAUCAAAUAAAACCUGUGAGAUUGACCCCAUCAGAUUAAAAGAGGGUGACAACGUGGAGGUCAAUAAGGAGAACCUUCAGGGCUACGUGCAGAAAGUUUUUACAUCUAUUACACAAUCUAGCUCCAGCUGUCCUCCUUUAAUGUGUGACGUCUUCAGGUCACUCCGACAGCUCGCAUCUAAACGCUUUCCAGCCGAUCCUCAUGUGCAGUACUCGGCCGUCAGUAGUUUUAUAUUUCUGAGGUUUUUCGCAGUGGCCGUUCUCUCUCCGCACACGUUCCAGCUGCGUUCUCAUCAUCCUGACCCUGAAAUUUCCCGUACACUAACUCUCAUCUCUAAAACCAUCCAGUCUUUGGGCAGCUGGGGCAGCCUUUCCAAGAACAAACUGUCUAGCUUUAAAGAAACUUAUAUGUACGAUUUCUUCAAGUUAUUCCAAGAAGACGAAUGUAUAGAAAAAGUAAAAAAGUUUUUAGAUGAGAUCUCCUCUAAUGUCUCUAAGGAAUCCAGCGGAGUGGAGGACUCAUUUGUGUUGAAGGAGGGAGAGGUACAUAAACGGGCACAGGGCAGAAAACGGAUAGGAAAGAAGAACUUUAAGAAACGCUGGUUACGUCUGACCAAUCAGGAGCUGUCCUAUCAUAAGCAGAAAGGGAAAGAAGCAUUGUGCACCAUUCCUGUAAAAAACAUCCUCGGCGUGGAGAAACUAGAAGAAAGUGCCUUUAACCGCAAAAACAUGUUUCAGGUAAUCCAUUCAGAGAAGCCUCUAUACGUUCAGGCGGGGAACUGUGUGGAGGCCAACAGUUGGAUAGAGUUGUUAAGUCAGGUCAGUCGCUGUAACCCGGGCAGACUCAGUGUGUUUCACCCCUCCGCUUACGUCAAUGCGUCCUGGUUAUGCUGCAAGGAAGCGAACGAGAACGCACCGGGCUGCAAACCCUGCACAGCGACAAUGUUGGCUAAUAUUCAACUUGACAUCGACUGCGACCGAGAAACAGAGCGAAUCUUUUUCUUCUUCUCAUCUAACCUCUCCAGACUACAGAAGAUGGAGGAUGCCUGUGCCGGUAUGUCUGUCUAUCUUGGGCAACAGAAGGAGCAGGAGGAGUAUUCGGCCUUCACUAUACAGGACCCUAAAGAGACCUUCCGCACCAUUACAGAGCUCAGAGCUGUCCUAGAGGAACUGCAGGCUCAUCACGACUUAAAGGCAGCGCUAACCGAUGAGCCAGGCACUAUUGAGAAUCCUAUAGUGGGAAAGACAGCGUAACACUUUGGCUAUGGGACCAAGUAAUACAGAUACAGCCACACCAGCAGAUGGCGCUGUGUUUGUCAACACGGAGGAGCACCGUCCAGGCAGAACCUCUGAGAACAUUUAGACGACAGGUGCCAGAGUCCACACGUGACUGAAUCCACGGCAUACGUGGAAGAAUUUGGCCAGUCGAGAGUCGAAUGAAGUAUCCGUGAGUCGCUGUCCAUGGGAUCAUCUGAGCUCUUUCCUGUGUGUGUGUGAUAUACAUUAUUUAAGAUUGUUCAGUAACCUCAAGGGUCGGUUCGCACAGCAAGAAACGAUUCUCAGCACCUCUUAUUCAUUCCUAACCAGGCUGUGAAAGUCCAGACAUGGCAAAUUUGUCUGAGAAAUUAUAGCUGCUAAAAUCCUCUUUGAAAGAACUCCAACUUCCAUUUAUUUUCUUUUUCCAUCAAAGUCAGAUUAACUCCGUCAAAGGGAAUAUUCAUAUUUUUAUCAUUCCUUAAUGCCAUUUCCUUUUGUGUGUGUGUGUGUGUGAUUUUCUGUCUGGUUGAUAAAAAUAAUCUGCCUUAUAAAUUCAGUGGAGGUACGUACAGUCCCACACUUGUGUAUGAAUUAGGGAGUAACUCAGAAGCACUUUAGAUAUUUGGAAAGUUCCAGAUGAGGUUGUUUUAGAUACGUGGUAUCAAUCUUUUUUUCCCAAUAUUGAUCAGUUACAUGAUCAGCUCUUGUGUAAUGUUCUGUAGAUAGCGUCGUUCAUAUCCGGUAGAGUUUUACUAGCUAUUUUUCUUAUGCCAAAGAAGUUGUUUUGUAGGUUUUCAUGACUUGAAAAGGGUAUACAUGUAGUUUUAUAAUUAUAGAAACGGAAAAUGAAUAUCUAUAUUUCAUUAAUGUGCAUUUUGGGGGCAUCAUACAUUUUGAUAAACCAUGAAGAAAAUUUGAAUCCAUUUUUGUAUGUUUAUUUACCCGUAACUACCGUGACAAACGUUUGGAUAUUUUAUUGUAUGCUGUCUUAAGCUCUGUGCCAAAACCUAGUAAGCCAACCAACAUUUUAAGGCAGGUGCACCUUUCAAAAGGUUUCAAGAUUGUCAAGUUAUUUUGCCACCAUCUAGCCUUUAAUCAAAGACAAUGCAAUUCCACAAUACCAUAAAACAAUUCAAUAUGGUAGACAAAUCAAGUAUAAACAUACUCUUGCUUGACAAAAGUUUGCUUAAACCCAUUAACUGGCGCUGUCCUGUGAGCGGGACACCUGAGUGUACGUCAAUAUUUUGCAUGUAAAUUUUAAUCUAUCACAACAAACUAUAUGUCAUUGGAAAGGUCCAAGAAUGUAGUUUCAUAUUUCAAAACAUUUUUUAAUACCAAUGCAGUAAUAAUGCUGCAGUGACAGUAAUUUAUUAAUUUGUGACGAGUAUGCAGCAAACCGUUGACACCUAGUGGCUGUUGUUGGUAAAACCACUAAAAGUGUAACACAAACCUUUUUUUUGUGUGAUUAUUUUAUGUUUAAAAUAAAUACUUUAUUGAAUUAUUUUAAUUUAUUACAAUAACCAUUUUGAAACAAGACCAAGAUCAGACUUCUAGACCAAGGUGUACAUAACUCCCCCCUCAAGAAAAGCUGCGCCAGUUUAGGGUUAACAUGAAAUCGUUAUUUAUCCGUGCACUACUACGUGCACUAGUUUAAAAGAGUAUUUGUGUGAAACAUAUGUCGCCUAUGUAGACAGCAAGCAGCUCACUAAGGUUUGGGACAGAGCUAUAACUGUAAAUUGUUUGGUGUAAAGUCACAAUCACUCGUGUCAUGUUUGUGAUGUCACAGUUUUUCCAUUGGUUGUCCUGUUAUGUUCGGAUAGAUUACAGGUCUACACUUACAAUCAAUCUAGUUUUGACUUGCUGUAUUGUCUUUGGAAAUAAUAUGUCACAUUGCUUUUCUGCCUAUAGCGGUCUAAAUCACUCAUUCUCAAACUGGUUUCUUAUUAUACAAAAACAGGGCACAGGUCUGUUCUGGUAGGUUUGAAGAGAGCACGGAAAUUCAACUAAAUAAUAUCGAUAAAAAUUUAGGGCUGUCAAUCGAUUAAAAUAUUUAAUCUAGAUGAUUGUCAUGAGUUAACUCGUGAUUAAUCGCAACUUAAUUGCACAUUUUUAUCUGUAUAUUUACCUUAAUUUAAAAAAAUUAAGUUUUUAAUAUCAACAUGGGCAUGGACAGAUAUGGAUGCUUUAUGCAAAUGUGUAUUUAUUAUUAGUGAAAGAGUCAGCAAAGUUAAUUUUAAGUCUUUAAAUCUUAAAAUCGCUGGUUAAACUAAAAGAUUUGGCAUACACAAAGUCAAAAAAUAUAUCAAUACUUUUUUUUCUUUUAUUGUUUGAUUGACAUCGUUUUCGAGUCUUGUCGCUCUUAUUAACUCUUUUAACAUCAAUUUAUGCAUUUUAUUUUCUAAACAGUCCUUCCAGAAAAACAUAGAUUUUUUUGUGACUGUUGCGGGCAAAAAUCCUUGAUCUCUUGUGGCACGUUUUCUUAAAAAAUGCGAUGGAAUAUGCGGGAUAUUUAUAAAAUUUUAUGCGAUGAAAUUGCGGGAACUUGCAAAAACUGUUUGCAGCUUUUCAGUGAUGUUCACGUCACAUAAUCACGUCACUUCAUAACGUUCCCAUGGCGCUUGUGUGAAGUAAAUGCAACAUUUUUCAACUUUCUGCUAAGAUAUAUGUGAUUUUUGCUACGAAAAUGCGGGGGUUUGGAAAUCAUGCAAGCCCUGCAUAUUUUGCGCACGGAAAUCUGCAAUUUAUGCUGCGAAAGUGCGGCGUAUUUGAAAAAAUGCGUCCCCCACAUAAAUAUGCGUACUUUGGCUGAUUAUGCGUUAAAGCAACACCAAAGAGGUUUUUUUACCUUAAAAUAACGUUUCCAAAAAACUUUCAGUGGUUCAUCCACACAAAACAGGGUGAAUGGCACUUUCACAUUCGCUUUGCAGCCCUCUAUCGGCCAAAACCGCACUAAAGAAGUUUCCAACCGUCGGGUAGUGGUCCUGUAGUUCGAGUGAAAACUACAAAAACUUGCUUUACGGCAGACCUACAAUCCAAUCAGAGCCAGCUAUGCUGCAGUAUUUACGACAGUGGUAAUGAACAAUUACGCUUCUAACCUGUAGGGGGAGCAAAGAGCCAGAGUUCUUUAGUGUUGCUUUAAAUUAUGAGAUUGCAUAAUCGUGUUUUUCUGGAGGGACUGUCUAAAUGUUUUAAACUGAAAAUAACAUCUGAAGACGCACAAGUGGAUGGGAACACAUUCUUAGUUAAGCAUCCCAGAAAACGUACAAAUAAAGAUCAUUUUAGAUGUUUUCUGUCCAUUUACUUUCUAAGGCUGCGUCUCAAUUUAUCCAACAACAUGCUAGGCCAAGGGUCAAACCCAAAUUUUGCAUUGUAUUAAUCACACAUUAAUAAAACUAGUGUCAUUAAAUUAAUUUACGUUAACUCGUAUUCAUGUCUUCAUUUUGACAGCCCUAAAAAAACAAAGAUAACAAAAUAAGCUUAUCACAUUUUAUAAGGGACAUUUAUUUUGUAAUUGCUUUUGUAAAUCAUGUUUUGACUGGGAUUAAUUAUUGGAUAAAAGGUUAUUGCAUAUGCAUAACCCUGUGUUGGGUCAAAAAGGGACAAACACAAUCUUUAACCUAAGCUGAUAUGUAUCAACUCAGAAUGCUGGGUUGUUUUAACCAAAUUUACAAAGACGCCAACAUGACCAGGUUGUACAAUGUGCCCUCUUUUUUAAAAAAACAUUAACAAGACAUCACAAAGUACUCUUUUUAUAAUAAAAGCAGGUUUAACUGUAUGAUUUAUUGGCUUAAGAUCAUGCAAUCAUUGAAAUUCGAUGUUGUAUAAUAAAACCAGUUGAGAAGCACUAGUUUAGAUCUGCUAAAAGCUAGCUAGCAUAUGUGUGUUAGCAUGCAUUUGAAGUGUACUUAGCGUCAUCUUUAAUUUGACCUUUUAUAAAAAGAAAUCAAUUUUUUUAUUUAAAUCAUAAGGGACCUGCAAAGUGUUGAUAUUUGAUGAAAAAUUGAUUGAAGUUUUUUUAUUUUAUGCUGUCCGAAUGUUCUGUUCUGAACAAAUGCUAGUUAAAAAAAUGAUCGUGUAUGUUUUGUAAGAAGAUAUUUUCUUAAUCAAGAUUUAUAAAGCAUUGAUAAAGAGACGAACAGUUCCGUCGCGAACGAUUUAUGCAAUAUUCACAAUUUUCCAUUUGAUAUUUGUCUAGUUCCUGUUCAUUUGUCUUUUUUAUGUUUUUGUAACACACUGUGACCUGAAUGUUAACAUGAUUUGUCAAUGCAUUGACUGAAAGGUACAUGAAUGUUAUUGUGGUACUGUGAGGCUUCAUCAGAAAUGUGGUAGUGGUCAACCUUCAUUCAUAUCCACUGUCUGUGGUAGAGACUUGAGUCACUUGAGUUCACUUAACACUGUGGUAGUACCACAGACCUCCUUUAUUGAUUCCUCUCGUCCCGUGUGGUUUCUGUGUACUCAUUCAGUUCCACCAUCAUUCAUCCAAGCAUAGAUCCAUACAAACCGAACAUGCAGAGAGCAUUUUAACCAGCAUCCAGUGGCCUUGACCCCCAAACCAGAUUAUUUUUUUAACAUUCCCAAUAUAGCACUUAGCUUAGACUCGAGUCACUCGACAGAACAAUAGUGCAGGCAAUGUCAUUGUAUUCUUUAACUUUUAACUGGUACGAAUCUACAAUCCCCAUAUCUUAAGUUCAGAUUGUCGUUUGCUUGUGUUUCACAAACCCCAUCCUGUUGAGCUCAAAUGGCGUAUUGGGUCAAAUACAUGUAAGUCUUAUUGUAGUUAAAUGAUGCAUUUCUUAAGUUAUUAUAAUUUUAGAUCAAUAAUGUAAGUCUGUAAAACUGCUAUAAAUAUUUGCACAAAUUUGACCACUUUUUUUUGUCGACCCAAUUCCUCUUUAUCUUCCAGCGUAUUACUAACUGUACUGGACAUGUUUGCUUCGUUUUGUUAUUUAAAUGUUUUUAUACUUUUAUUUUCACAACACAAGCUCACAUAAUUCCUCUGUUAUUAGUUCUGUGGAAUUAAUUUGCAAUAAAUAUAUUGUUUGUG
This is a messenger RNA of Misgurnus anguillicaudatus (oriental weatherfish), 7710 nucleotides long. RefSeq names its product RAS p21 protein activator 2 (gene rasa2). The record is from RefSeq and is a predicted model, not a curated record. Gene Ontology annotation, biological process: intracellular signal transduction; regulation of GTPase activity. Lineage: Eukaryota; Metazoa; Chordata; Actinopteri; Cypriniformes; Cobitidae.